UUAUUUUGUUUGUAAAGGAGAAUCAAUUAUGUUGUUUACAAAAAAGUCUUCAUUUUAAUGAUCUAUAGGGAAAGCAAUGAAAGGUCAGUCCCAAAAGGUUCAACAGGCUGUGCUAACGAAAUUUCGGUCUGGCACCUAUAAUGUCAUUGUUGCCACAUCAAUUGGUGAAGAAGGUCUUGACAUCAUGGAAGUUGAUCUUGUCAUAUCUUUUGAUGCUAAUAUUUCACCACUUAGAAUGAUUCAGCGAAUGGGGAGAACCGGAAGAAAGCAUGAUGGACGAGUUGUAGUUUUUGCUUGUGAAGGGACAGAGUUGAAGGGCUACUUGCAAAAACAGGCAAAGAGCAAAACUAUAACUAAACACAUGCGCAAUGGGGGCAUAAAUAGUUUUUCCUUUCAUCCUAGUCCAAGGAUGAUUCCUCAUGUCUUCAAACCGGAAGUUCAAUAUGUUGAACUGUCUAUUGAGAAAUUUAUUCCCCGUCAAAAGAAUGUGAAGGAUGACGAGCUCCACAUUUCUCCAUCGAAGAACAAACUUAAUGUGGCUGAAAUUGAUUUACUUGAAACGUAUUUUCACUCUACUAGGGAAAAGAAUAGUAGAAUCUCCCUUAUUUCCUUUCCCCACUUUCAGACCUUUCCUUCUAGAGUGCAUAAAGUUAAACAUUCAUCUGGAACAUUGAUGUUUAUAGACAUGAUGCAGCGUAUGCAAGGACUAGCAUCAUUUCCAAAAGAUGACGAAACUUCUUCACUUCAGGAAGAUCUGUGCUUGGGACAUAGGAAGCCAGUCACCCCUACCAAACUUGAUAAAGACAAUGAAUCAUGCUCUAUGCAUGCAUUGAGAACGAGUGUAAACUCGGUUAAUUGUCUGGACCUUGAUUCGUAUCAUUUGGGCAUUCAAAGCAAAGACUUCCUUGAUCUAACUUGGCGAGAAGAAACAUGUCAGGAUGAUGAGGGAAUUCACGAGACUCCAAUUUAUAAGAGAAGAGUGUCAAAUGAAGCAUAUAAUGCUGGUCAAAUGGAAAAUCUUAUGGAGAUUGAGACUUCUUCGUUGGUUGCAGAUGCAUGCAUUAAUGACAUGAAAGAUGAAGAACUUAGUCCACGUUUAACGAAUUUCAUUAAAAGUGGUGUAGUUCCUGAGUCUCCCAUUGAUGAAAGAGGGAAAUCAGGAUACCAUUCUGCUAUACGUGACUGUAUUUUACCUGUCAGUGUUCACAAAGAACAGAAUGUUAGUUCUUUAAGCUCAGGGGAAACUAAAAUGGUCGACAAUGAGAAGGGCACUGAUAAGAAUGUCAGUACUUCCUCUUUCAAUGAAACUCAAAGCCCUUUACUUGACCUGAAGAAUUGUACAAUUAGAAGAGGACGAGUCUUUCUUUCCCAAACUGAGGAAGGCCAUGUACAUAACUCUGACCUAAGCCUUGGUGAAGAAGCACUUCCAGCAGAUUGUGGUGAAAUGUCUGAAAGCAUUAAACCUUCACGCAAAUUUAAAAGGUUGCGAAAAGCUGAAGAUACUGAAAGCAAUAGGAAUCAGAAAAAUAUUAAAUUUUUUUAUUCAACAGUGCACUUUCUGAAGUCAUCCCGUGCCUCCAAUCCCGCACAAUAUGAGCAUGGACGAGGUAAAAGGAAAUCAGCAUACAAUGUGAGAGACUUCAUUGAGGAGGAAGCGGAGGUAUCUUCAGAUGCCUAUGUAUCUAAUGAUGAAGAUGGUGAGGAUGACAAUUCAUUUGACAGUUUCAUAGAUGACAGGACCAACCCUACAGCAGCCAGUCAGCCUCAAGCUAGUAGAAUGGACAUGAUGACAAUUUACAGGCGUUCUUUGCUCAGUCAAGCACCGAGUAAUGGACCGCUUGAUUUUUCUGCCACCUUCACUCCCGACUGUGUGACUGUGGCAGCCAGUACUAGUGAAUGUGGGGAUUCUUCAGGGAAGUCAUUCAAUCAUUUACAUACAGAGCCAACCAAAGAGUCAGCAAAUCGGACUUCAGAAUCCGUCACCAUCGACCAGUUAACCUCAGAAGCAGUGUUUUCAAGUUGUUGUCCUAAGGGAAAUGGGACAGAGAUAAAAAGUCACAAACGAAGAUUGUCGUUUUACCACUCUGAACACUUCCCGACUAUGAACCUUGAACAAGAAUUUGCUCUUCAAUCAAAGAAAGAAGUGGGGGAUGUGGAUGCAAUUACAAAUGUUUUGUGUGAUGAUCAGUUUUAUAAUGAUCUCGAUCUUGACGAGUUGGAGGCUAAAGCAACUUUGCUUCUAAAACGGAAAUUAGAUUUGUCCAUUCAGAAGCAAGAUAAAGUCUCUCAAUCUCACUUACCCAACCUUGAUAUUUUUGGGUCUCCUUCAUUUGAUCUUGGGAUAUGAAAAGCAUGACAUAACUCAUGCAGCAUGAUAUUUGCAUUUGGAAAUUAAUUAAUCAACGUGGUGUAAGCCAAAUACAAGUCUUUUAGACUACAUAUUUAUACAGUGGUAUUUUAUUGUAUAGUUAAACAUUGUUUGGAAGAGACUACGGUUAUAGCUUCGUCUAACAAACACUUGGUUCGAAG
This is a messenger RNA of Vigna umbellata (rice bean), 2529 nucleotides long. The record is from RefSeq and is a predicted model, not a curated record. NCBI's taxonomy places the organism in Eukaryota, Viridiplantae, Streptophyta, Magnoliopsida, Fabales, Fabaceae.